Messenger RNA from Drosophila busckii, 5080 nucleotides. RefSeq names its product CG6954 (gene wake). The coding region runs from base 1 to 4842 and encodes 1613 amino acids. The transcript has 12 exons. The record is from RefSeq and is a predicted model, not a curated record. Gene Ontology annotation, biological process: establishment of mitotic spindle orientation; regulation of establishment of bipolar cell polarity; signal transduction. NCBI's taxonomy places the organism in Eukaryota, Metazoa, Arthropoda, Insecta, Diptera, Drosophilidae. Gene Ontology annotation, cellular component: spindle. Gene Ontology annotation, molecular function: protein binding.
AUGGAGGAUGCCAGCGCAGCGCCCACCACAAAAAAGAGCGGCACCACCUUAUCAGUGGAUCGCGCUGCUUUUCUAUUGCUGCGCGUCAAGAAGGCGUUCAAGAAGAAGCGACAGCAGCGCAAGGAGCGGCAAGCGCAACAGAGUGGCGCCGCCGCCGCGGCCCUAGCCACGGGCGUGGCUGGCAACCAAUCGCGCAACGGCAGCCGCAAAUGGCCGCCGCCUUUGUUACGGUCACGCACACUGCCCGCCAUCAUUGUGCCGGGACUUCCGGUUGUGUCGCUGCAUACGGAUAAACAAACAUUCCAUUUGGACGAGCGACUGUUGGGCUGCAAAAGCCGCAGUGGCAGCGCCAGUGGCCACCGCUGGUCGCUGCUGUCGCGCGGCGGCAAUGCUGGCAGCAGCCAACAGCAGCAGCAAAACAACAACAACAUCAAUUUGACCAACAACAACAACAAUAACACACUAAUGGUGAAAUCAUUGAACUUGCCAAAAGAUGAUAGCACACUGGCUUAUCGACGCAAAUCGUCCGGCAGCACACCGUCGCACCAUCAGCAGCAGCAACAGCAGCAGCAGCAACAUGUUGCCCAGCAACACUUGCAUUUGUAUCAGCAACAUGCUGCGGACAGCACAUUGUAUCAACUAUCGGAUGACUUUGAGUGCCAUGCGGACGGCUCGCUUUUUCUUAGAAUACCCGCCCCGUAUGUGGCGCCCUCGCGCGGCUAUCCGUAUCGCAUGCCAGCAACGAAACGUGCCUCAACAUCCUCGGAGGCAACAACGCCGCUGUCAAGGGAACAGCAGCAGCCGCACGCUCAGCUUCACGAUUUUCCAAUGGCCGAGAGCAGCGCCUCCGGCAUGCACAUGGCAUUCACACGACUCGCCAAAUUGAUGCAUCAAUCAAGCGCCAGAUCUCAUCCGCCGCCAGCACUUGACAGCACCUAUAAAGCUGGCGAGCUAAGCCUUGGUCUGGGUCUCGGCCCGGCCAUGGGCGAAGAGACGCCGCGCCGCUUGUCCUGGGAAAGGCGCAAGGACAGCAGCGCGCUGCAGCGCUCGGCCAGCAUUGAUUCCUUUGCCGAGAUAGUCUUCAGCGACAUGCCACGCCCCUCGCUGGACAUACCACGCAGCGCCGCCCCGACGCCCUUCAGCAAGCGCCCCUCGGCCAGCAGCCUGUACUCGACUUGCAGCAGCAUUGCCGCCGCCACCGCCUCCUCCUCGCAGGCGUACGCUCAGCUGAAUGUCAAUUACGGCGAACUGGGCGCUGGAGCCGCAGGCCAUGGAGCAACAGGCAGCAGCAGCGCCGGCAGCAGCCGCCGCGAGAGCAUGCUGAGUCCAUCGUCAACGCGACGCAACAAGCUGACCAGAAUUAUAAACACUCUCUUCUCCGCCGUGGAGCAUGGACAUUUGGAGAAGGCACGCACCAUACUCGAGUCCACAGAUGUGGAUGUCAAUAGCAUCAACACCGACGGUCUAUCUGCUCUCGAUGUGGCGGUGCUAAGCAACAAUCGCUCAAUGACCAAAAUGUUGCUGCAACAUGGCGCCUUGGAGGGUUCGCAAUUUGCUGCGGAGAACAUUGGCAGCAAGCUCAAUGGACUGCUCAAGGACGCAGAGUCGCGUAUACAUGAUCUCAGUGGUCCGGAAGGUCUCGGCCAACCCAUUUUUACAUCGCGUCCCUCCAUUUCAAGCAUUAUAAUUGGCAAUACGGGCUCCUCGGUUACGGGCUGCACUGGCAAUGAGGUGGACAAGCAGAUUGGGAUUUGGGAGCGGCGCGUGAAGGGACUGCGACGAAUGCUGCUGGGAUGGGACCAGGCGCGCCCGCCAGAUGCGCCCGCUUCCGUUGUGGUCGACGUCACGGGUGACAACUCAAUCAGCGUGCAAAUAUUAGAGCCUUUCGAAGGAGCCAUUGGCACCAAAUUCAAAGUCCAAUGGUCAACACGCGCGGACUUCAACAACGUGGUGGGGGAACGCGAGCUGUUGGAAUGGAUAAGCUUCCAGGGUACUAUGGGCGCCCAGUGCAACAUUGCGGGCCUCACCCAGGGACGUCGCUACUUUCUGCGGGCGGCCUGCGGCAAUGUCAAGGGUUGGGGCGCCUACCUCAACUCCGUGCCCGCCAGCAUUGUGCCCUCAACUUGGCGCGAUCUGGAUAACCGUGAGGAUCGCUUUUUUGGACGCCAACGCAUAUUGGAUAGUUUGUUUACGGCCGUGCGGCUGGCGCGUCCUGCAGAUGUCUCCGAGCUAACCUUGGAUCCGGCCAGCAUGCAGCGGCGCAAUCCUAAGAAGAAGACCACCAUCAAGCAGCUCUUCUCAGUGACUUCCAAGUUCCAAAAGACGCUGCGACGCGGCAUUUACUUUGCCUGCAUUGUUUACUGCGAGGACAAGGUGCUGGUCACCAGCGAGGACUUUCCGCCAGUGAUUGAGAUCGACGAGACGUACCCGAGUGCGCUGCACAUGGACUACUACUGGCUGUUGAAGGUGUCCUGCACCUGGGAGGACGUCAAGUCGCUGCGCUCGGACAUGGAGCGCAAUCAGACCUCGCCCGUGAAUUUCCGCACCAAGCUGCUGUCCGCCGUCUGUCAAAUGCAAUCGGCGCUGGGCAUCACCGACCUGGGGCAGCUCUACUAUAAGCCCCUGAAGGAUGCACAGGGCACUGUGGUGCUGACCUGCAUACAGGCGGUGAAGAGCCAGAAGUCCGUGUCCAUACUCAACUCGCGCUGGCUGCCGGUGAGCAAGCUGCAGAAGAAGCUGGGCGUGCUGCACGAGGAUUGCAGCAUCAACGAGCUGCUCAUCUCGAGCAUCAACGAGCAGCUGCAUUAUCAGCAGGCGGCGCUGCAGCGCCUCGAGCCGGGCCUCUAUCUGGGCUAUCUCAAGAUGCAGUGCUCCAUGGAGCAAAUUCAGGUCGUGGUGCCGGUCAAGACACCCAAUGUGCUGCCCAAUGUCAAGGUGCGCGAGAAUAGUCACAUCACCGCCGAGGAAUGGCAGGCGCUGCAUCGAGGCGCCGCCGAGCCACUGCGCCUGCCGCUGCAGCUGGCCAAGUCCAACACGGGCGCCACCACGGAGGUGCAGGGCUUGUUCCUUAGCGAGCUGAGCACGGCUCUGCACCGACUCUUCGCCAGCAUGAGCGUGUCCAGCACCGAGGCCAGCACGCAUCGCCUCUACGAUCUGGAGGUCAUCGAAAUAAGUCGCGACAUAAGCUUUCUGCUCGUCUGUCCCUCGGUGGAAUCCUCUUGCGCCGUGCCGGGCCAGUCGGAGCUGCUGCUGCAGCGCGACGAUCUGGCCAGCCUCAGCAUCCAGGCCUUCGAAAUGAUUCAUCUGCGCACCUAUCAGCCGGGCAUAGUGCAGAAGUACGCGCGGCUCAGCUGCAUCCUGGAGCUGGACACGGCGCUGGCCACACACUCGCAUCGCGAAGCCUUCUCCAGCAGCGAGCUGCAGGCCGCCAAGGAGCGUCUGGCCACGCUGCAGGAUCUGAGCGCCAAUUUGCAGCUGGUCUGGAAGAGCGUGCGCUGGCUCAUGGACGUCGUCGCCUAUGCGCGCAACAAGCAUGCGCAGCCCACAGUGGGCAUGGCGGAGCUGCUGGACUUUGCGGCCUUGCGCCAUGGCCAGGCGGAGAGUGGCAAGCAGCAGCUGCUGCAGCCGCCCAUACGCGAGUCCAAAUUCAGCAAGACGGGGCGUGGCAGUUGGCCGGGACCGGGUGCCAAUGAGGCCAGCAGCCAUCAGGGCAAGCCAGAGCUCUCCAAGUCUGAGACGAAUCUUGGCCAAAGCGCACUAACUCCUUGUUCCGCUCAAGCAACGCCGCUAGAGGGCGUUGCCAAGCCACCACAGCAACAGCAACCACAACAGCAGCAGCAGCAGCAACAACAUUCGCCGCAGCAGCAACAACAACAACAACAACUGCUGCAGGUCACCAACAGCGAUUAUGCCGCCUCCAGUUGCUCGGACAUGUCGCUGCGCAAGAAUAGCGGCGACUCCGUUAGCUCCGCAUAUACCGGACGCAGCUUUUACUCCGCCGUGGACUCCAACUCCGAUGGCAGCAGCAGCGUUUUUGCGCUGCCGCCAUCACGCUCCGAUGAUACGCUGGCGGAUGCAUUGCGUCAUUCCCAGCACGCCACGGCGCAACGCAAGCGCACUAGCUCCAACAUCGGACCCAUCAAUGCGCCGCUCAUCACCGUGCACAGCUCCAGCUCCGCGCCCUACUUGGCCAGCUCCAGCAUAUCCCUAAGAGCCGGCACCGGCGCCUUCGCCACCGACCUAGAGCACAAGCCACUCAAGGCGCCCGCCGAGUACCGAGUCAAGGCAGCAUCCAGCGCCAACUUGCGCGAGGGCGGACUCUUUCUGAAGAGCUCGCUGUCCGCGCUGCAGCCCGAGCUUAAGCCCUUGAGCAGCGAGGAGCCCGUGGCCAGCACCUCAAAGGCUUCUUCCACGAAGAGCUUGUCGCAUCACAGCAGCGAAGACGACACCGCCAGCUGCUCCAGUCUCAAUGCAGACCAAAGCGCCACCGCUGCGGGCAUCAUCCAAGUCUACACAGCCUAUAACACGGGCCUGGCCAGCGGCACCAGCCUCAAGCUGCAUGUAACGCCCAAGACAACGGCACGCGAGGUCAUCAAUCUGGUGGUGAAGCAGCUCAACAUGGCCGCCGUGCUCAAGGGCACCAAAGGGCCCAUCUACAGCACCGACAUGCUGGACAACUUUUGCCUGGUGGCCGUCAUUGGAGCGCGGGAGCGUUGCCUGCGCGACGACUUCAAGCCGCUGCAGCUGCAGAGUCCCUGGAAGAAGGGACGUCUCUAUGUGCGGCAGAAGCACGAGCUGCUGGCAGCCAUCGAGCACUCCAAUCGCAAAUCGCAUCUGAUUUAAGACACAGACUCACAGGCUCCUUAGUUCCAACCCAAUAGUUUCGCUUGCAGAAGCUUCAGCUUUGUAUUUAUGGUUGCUUGAGUUGUGGUUUUGAUUUUGAAACACUCGCUAUUGAUUACUCCAAGCCAAGUUAGACGACCAAUCCCCGAAAUUAGACUGAAUUACUUACUUAUAUUUAGAUGAAGAAGAAGAAGAAGAUGAUGAUGAUGAUUGAAAUGAAGGCGCAUAAUUGUAAUUG